UGCGCGGCCGCGGCCUCACCUGGAGCGGCGCGUUGAAACGGGCGGGUUCGCGGCGCGGCGCUCGGUGGCGGCGGGGCCAUGUGCGGGUCGCGCUCCGGGCUCUGCCCGCUCCUCCUCCUCCUCUUGCUCGCCGCCGCCCCGGCUCGGCCGUGUUCCCCCCCGGGGCCGCGCCGCGGAUCGCUCCCGGCUCCCGCGACCUUAGGACGCGGCGUGGUGCUGGAUGACAUCGAGGAGCCCCACGUCGGGGCGCUGCCCGUGGCUCCCCGGGAUGCCAGCAGCCCGUGGGUCCCCAUGCGCAGCAGGCGCUCCCUGCAGGAGGUCCCUGAUGUCCUUCAUGCUCAAACCGCUCUGAGGAGGCAGAAGAGGGAUUGGGUGAUCCCUCCCAUCAAAGUUCCUGAGAAUGAGAGGGGUCCCUUCCCUAAAAACUUGGUUCAGAUCAAAUCCAACCGGGACCGGGAGGCAAAGAUUUUCUACAGCAUCACUGGGCAGGGAGCGGAUGCUCCCCCCGAGGGCAUCUUCACCAUUGAGAAGGAGACGGGCUGGAUGAAGGUGACGCAGCCGCUGGACCGGGAGCACAUCGACAAGUACCAUCUCUACUCCCAUGCCGUGUCUGAGAAUGGCAAACCCGUGGAGGAGCCGAUGGAGAUCAUAGUGACGGUGACGGACCAAAAUGACAACAAGCCUCAGUUCACACAGGAGGUGUUCCGAGGCUCCGUGCCCGAAGGCGCGCUGCCAGGCACUUCAGUGAUGCAGGUGAACGCCACGGAUGCUGACGAUGAUGUGGAGACCUACAACGGUGUUAUCGCCUACUCCAUCCUCAGCCAGGAGCCGCGAGAGCCCCAUCCCCACAUGUUCACCGUCAACCGCGCCACCGGCACCCUCAGCGUCAUCGCCAGCGGCCUCGACCGGGAGCGCGUGCGGGAAUACACGCUGACCAUGCAGGCGGCCGACCUGGACGGGCAGGGGCUGACCACGACGGCGCUGGCUGUGAUUGAGAUCACGGAUGUCAAUGACAACGCCCCUGAGUUUGAGCCCAAAAUGUAUGUGGCGGCUGUGCCAGAGAAUGAGGCCGAGCUGGAGGUGGCCCGGUUGGCCACCACGGACCUGGAUGAGCCACAGACAGCAGCGUGGCGUGCAGUCUACUCCAUCGUGCGUGGCAAUGAGGGCGGUGCCUUCACCAUCACCACUGACCCUGCCAGCAAUGAGGGUGUCCUGCGCACGGCCAAGGUCGUGUCCCCUGCUUGUCCCUGUACCACAGCCACCAGCCCUGGGUGGUGCUGCCUAUCCUGUCGCCUCCCACAGGGUCUGGACUAUGAGGCCAAGCGGCAGUUCGUGCUCCAUGUGGCCGUGGUCAAUGAAGCUCCCUUCGCCAUCAAGCUGCCCACAGCCACGGCCACAGUGACGGUCAGUGUGGAGGAUGUGAACGAGGCGCCCGCCUUUGACCCGCCGCUGCGGCUGGCCCAGGUGCCGGAGGAUGUGCCUCUGGGGCAGCCCCUCGCCUCCUAUACAGCCCAGGAUCCUGACAGAGCCCAGCAGCAGCGCAUCAAGUACGUGAUGGGCAGUGACCCCGCGGGCUGGCUGGCUGUGCACCCCGAGAACGGCAUCAUCACAGCACGGGAGCAGCUGGACCGUGAGUCCCCGUUCACCAAGAACAGCACCUACAUGGCCGUGCUGCUGGCUGUAGAUGACGGAUUGCCACCUGCCACAGGCACCGGCACGCUGCUCCUCACCCUGCUGGAUGUCAAUGACCAUGGCCCUGAGCCCGAGCCCCGUGACAUCGUCAUCUGUAACCGCAGCCCCGUGCCCCAGGUGCUGACCAUCACCGACCGGGACCUGCCCCCCAACACAGGGCCAUUCCGUGCUGAGCUGAGCCAUGGUUCUGGGGACAGCUGGGCGGUGGAGGUUGGCAGUGGAGGUGACACCGUUGCCUUGUGGCUGACGGAGCCCCUGGAGCAGAACCUGUACAGCGUCUACCUGCGGCUCUUUGACCGCCAGGGCAAGGACCAGGUCACCGUCAUCAGGGCACAAGUGUGCGACUGCCAGGGCCGGGUGGAGAGCUGUGCCCAGAAGCCACGGGUGGAUACCGGAGUGCCCAUCGUGCUCGCCGUGCUGGGCGCCGUGCUGGCUCUGCUGCUCGUGUUACUGCUGCUGCUUCUCCUGGUGAGGAGGAGGAAGGUGGUGAAGGAGCCGCUGCUGCUGCCUGAGGACGACACGAGGGACAACAUCUUCUACUACGGGGAGGAAGGUGGGGGUGAGGAGGACCAGGACUACGAUCUGAGCCAGCUGCACCGCGGCCUGGACGCCCGUCCCGAGGUGAUCCGCAAUGAUGUGGCCCCCCCGCUGAUGGCCGCCCCCCAGUACCGGCCCCGGCCCGCCAACCCCGAUGAGAUCGGAAACUUCAUUGACGAGAACCUGAAGGCGGCCGACACGGACCCCACGGCCCCCCCCUACGACUCGCUGCUGGUGUUCGACUACGAGGGCGGCGGCUCGGAGGCCACCUCGCUCAGCUCCCUCAACUCCUCCGCCUCCGACCAGGACCAGGACUACGACUACCUCAACGAGUGGGGCAACCGCUUCAAGAAGCUGGCGGAGCUCUAUGGCGGCGGGGAGGACGACGACCGCGGGGGCGACGGUGGCACCGAAGGGCGCUGCUCGUCCCGGGCCGGAAAGGAGCGCCGCAGUUCGCAGAAGGGGCGACAGCUGGAGGGAGGGAGGAAAGAGGAAGGGGACCGAACCCGCCGCCCCCUCAUCCCCCCGUGGGCCUCGUGCCCGUGGAAGGUGCGGGGCCGCCGGGCGGGACGGAGGGGGCAGGAGGGGACAGAAAGGGAAAGGGCUGACGCCUCUCUCGGGCAGGUGUGCGGCUGGCGGUGUGAUGAGGCAGCCCCCUGCCAGCCCGGCUUUGCUGCAGAGACCUUCACCUUCAGUGUGCCCCGGGACAGCGUGGCGGCGGGCAAGGAGCUGGGACGAGUGAGCUUUGCAGCCUGCGGCGGCCAGCCAUGGGCCGUGUAUGUCCCGGCUGAUACACGCUUCAAGGUGAACGUGGAUGGCGUCGUCUCAACGAAACGGCCACUGACGCUCCAUGGGAGGGAGAUCAGCUUCAUCAUCUACGCACGGGACGCCACGGGCCAGAGGCACUCAGCCCAGGUGACCGUGGGCAGGCAGAGGAACCACCACCACCACAGCCACCACCUGCAGGACAUGACGCCGGCUGUGUUGAGCUUCCCCAAGCACAACUCCAGCUUCCUCCGGAGGCAGAAGAGGGAUUGGGUCAUCCCCCCCAUCAGCUGCCUCGAGAACCACCGCGGGCCCUACCCCAUGAGGCUGGUGCAGAUCAAAUCCAACAAGGACAAGGAGUCCAAGGUGUACUACAGCAUCACAGGGCAGGGCGCGGACAGCCCGCCCGUGGGCAUCUUCGUCAUCGAGCGCGAGACGGGGUGGCUGGAGGUGACCGAGCAGCUGGACCGGGAGAAGAUCGAUCGCUACACCCUCUUCUCCCACGCCGUGUCGGCCAGCGGGCAGCCUGUGGAGGACCCCAUGGAGAUCAUCAUCACGGUGAUGGACCAGAACGACAACAGACCCGUGUUCAUCAAGGAGGUCUUCGUCGGCUACAUCGAGGAGAACGCAAAGCCGGGCACCUCCGUGAUGACCGUGAGCGCCACGGACGCGGACGACGCGGUGAACACUGACAACGGCAUCGUCAGCUACUCCAUCGUCAGCCAGCAGCCGCCCAGCCCGCACCCCCAGAUGUUCACCAUCGACCCGGCCAAGGGCAUCAUCAGCGUGCUGGGCACGGGGCUGGACCGGGAGACCACUCCCAACUACACGCUGAUUGUCCAGGCCACGGACCAGGAGGGCAAGGGCCUGUCCAACACCGCCACGGCCGUCAUUGAGGUCACGGAUGCCAACGACAACAUUCCCAUCUUCGACCCUACCAUGUACGAAGGGGUGGUGGAAGAGAACAAGCCGGGUAUAGAGGUGGCCAGGCUGACCGUGACGGACCAAGACACACCAGGCUCCCCAGCCUGGCAAGCUGUUUACCACAUCAAGAGUGGAGACCAGGAUGGUGCCUUCAGCAUUAUCACUGACCCCAGCACCAACAAUGGCAUCCUGAAGACAGCCAAGGGCCUGGAUUAUGAGACCAAGAACCGCUACGACCUGGUGGUGACGGUGGAGAACAAAGUGGCCCUGUCCGUGCCCAUCACACUGUCCACGGCCAGCGUCCUGGUGACCGUCUUGGACGUGAAUGAGCCCCCUGUCUUUGUGCCCCCUAUCAAGAGGGUGGGGGUAUCAGAGGACCUACCAGUGGGGCACGAGGUUACAUCCUACACAGCCCAAGAUCCUGACAGGGACGUGAGGCAGAAAAUCACGUACCGCAUGGGCAGCGACCCGGCAGGCUGGCUGACUAUUGACUCCGAGAACGGCAUCGUCACGGCUGCCCAGCCACUGGACCGCGAGUCGGUGCAUGCCAUCAACAGCACAUACAAGGCUAUCAUCCUGGCUGUGGACAAUGGGAUACCGGAUGCCACCGGGACGGGGACGCUGCUGCUGCUCCUCCAGGACGUGAAUGACAACGGCCCCACACCAGAGCCCCGGUCCUUUGAGAUCUGCAACCGGCAGCCUGAGCAGCAGAUGCUGAGCAUUGUUGACAAGGACCUGCCCCCACAUACCUACCCUUUCAAGGCAGCACUGGAGCAUGGUUCCGGCAACAACUGGACUGUUGCAAUAAGGGGCCAAGAUGAGCUGGCCCUAAGCCUGAAAAAGGAGCUGGAGCCGGGUGAGUACAACAUCUUCCUGAAGCUGAUGGACAGCCAGGGCAAGGCACAGGUGACGCAGGUCAAAGCCCAGGUGUGUGAGUGUGAAGGGACAGCGAAGAACUGCGAGCGGAGGUCGUACAUCGUCGGUGGGCUGGGUGUCCCUGCCAUCCUGGGCAUCCUGGGGGGCAUCCUUGCCCUGCUGAUUCUGCUGCUGCUGUUGCUGCUCUUUGCCCGGCGACGCAAAGUGGAGAAGGAGCCGCUGCUGCCACCCGAGGAUGACAUGCGGGACAAUGUCUACAAUUACGAUGAGGAGGGUGGCGGUGAGGAGGACCAGGACUACGAUCUGAGCCAGCUGCACCGCGGCCUGGACGCCCGUCCCGAGGUGAUCCGCAAUGAUGUGGCCCCCCCGCUGAUGGCCGCCCCCCAGUACCGGCCCCGGCCCGCCAACCCCGAUGAGAUCGGAAACUUCAUCGACGAGAACCUGAAGGCGGCCGACACGGACCCCACGGCCCCCCCCUACGACUCGCUGCUGGUGUUCGACUACGAGGGCGGCGGCUCGGAGGCCACCUCGCUCAGCUCCCUCAACUCCUCCGCCUCCGACCAGGACCAGGACUACGACUACCUCAACGAGUGGGGCAACCGCUUCAAGAAGCUGGCGGAGCUCUAUGGCGGCGGGGAGGACGACGACUAGGCAGACCUCGUCCCCUUGGCUGGCCCGCCGCAUGGCUCUUGCCAUUUCACCCCCUCGGACAUGCACUGGCUCUUGCAGCCAAAGCCCCCUCCAACAGCAUUGGAUCCGUCACUCGCAUCCCUCUCCUUCGGUGCAGGGAAAGCUCAGGGUCACCGGGGCUGGAGGCUUUUGGGGAGCCCACGCUUUUCCUGCCCCCUCAGCCCCACACAGUCCCAUUUAGAGCUCCUUGGGAACAGGCUGGUGGCAGGCGCUCCCUGGCCUGGAGGAGCGGUGCUCCUGGGUCAGCUCCCAGUGCCUGAAUCCCACAGCCCUCACCGCACGGCUGGUGCUCAGCAUCCCUCCCCCUGCAAGGAAAGAGGCCCCCGCUGCCUCUCUCCCUUUGUUACAGAGGAAGGGGUUCCUCCAGCACUCUCUGUAAUACCUCGUGCUCCCAACCCCGAUGUCACCGCCACGCUCAGGGUUUGGGAUGGCCUUUGUGUGGAGCUGCUCGUGCGUGUGCAGUGCAGGGUGGGUGAUCAAUCACACAGACCAAUGACGUGCCAUUCCCUUUGCAUCAUACACGAGAGAAUUAUAUUUGAUAAGAGUACUUACGGUCAGAUUUCUAUUUUUUUGUAUAACAGGUGAUGAUGUUAUUUCCAUCUGUGUCGUUUGUAAUUAUUGUUCUGUUAAUGAGAGGUGCUUUCUGAAAUCAAGUGGCUUUACUUAAACUCUGAACUCCAUGUCUAGCUGUUGUUUUGUAUUUUUAAUAUGGGAAAAGGGCCCGAUGCACGCUGGAAGGCCAGCGAUUGUCUAAGUGUUAAUUGAUGGAAUGAUUUUUAUAUAAAAUUGAAAGAAUAAAUUGUAAGAAAACCA
Messenger RNA from Tympanuchus pallidicinctus (lesser prairie-chicken), 6297 nucleotides. RefSeq lists its product as uncharacterized. Gene Ontology annotation, cellular component: plasma membrane; catenin complex; adherens junction. Lineage: Eukaryota; Metazoa; Chordata; Aves; Galliformes; Phasianidae. Gene Ontology annotation, biological process: cell-cell junction assembly; adherens junction organization; calcium-dependent cell-cell adhesion. Gene Ontology annotation, molecular function: cadherin binding; calcium ion binding. The record is from RefSeq and is a predicted model, not a curated record.